This is a messenger RNA of Dermochelys coriacea (leatherback sea turtle), 2789 nucleotides long. RefSeq names its product solute carrier family 6 member 8 (gene SLC6A8). NCBI's taxonomy places the organism in Eukaryota, Metazoa, Chordata, Testudines, Dermochelyidae. The transcript is spliced from 13 exons. Gene Ontology annotation, cellular component: membrane. The record is from RefSeq and is a predicted model, not a curated record. Bases 529 to 2457 code for a protein of 642 amino acids. Gene Ontology annotation, biological process: sodium ion transmembrane transport.
CGGACGGGGACAGACGGACCGACGGGCAGCGAGAGACCGAGGACAGAGGGACACCAGCCUCCCCCCACUCAGAGACCUCGUCUCGGACCCCUCCCCCCGCGCCCCGGCCCAGGGGGGGCUGCCCCGUGCCCGACCCCCCCCAUGAGAUUUUUCAGGCUGACCUUCAAGUGCUUCGUGGAUUGCUUCUGAUUUCCCCCCCCCGCGGCUGCUGCGACCCCCCCCGCCUCCAGAGCACCCCCCGGCGCACCUCCCCCCCCAGCUCCUCUCUUUGCAAGGGGGGGGAGAGAUUUUAAAUUGCAUCCCUUUUCUUCCCCCCCCCCCCCGCCAAGACCCGCAUCCUGACCCCCGCCUCGUAAGUUUGUGGGGGCCUUCCUCUCCGCCCCCCUCCGUAGGACCCUCAGAUCCCCCCCACUUGAAUCCCUGCUCCAGCGCCCACAGACCCCACCGCAGCGCCUCUCCCAGACCCGGAUCUUCCCCCCCCGCACCUCCUAGAUUGGGGGGGGCACCGAACCCGCCCCCCACCGGACCAUGAGCAAAGGGAGCUUGCUGGAAAACGGGGUGUACAGCGUCCCCUUGGGGGGGGUCAUGUGCCAGGAGCAGGAGGGUGGGGGGCUGGUGGCGGUGUCCCGCAAAGGGGACCGGGGGGGCCCCCUGCCGGCCCCCCCGCCGCCCGCCGCCGCCCUGCCGCCGCCCCCCCGGGAGACCUGGACCCGGCAGAUGGAUUUCAUGAUGUCCUGUGUGGGCUUCGCUGUGGGGCUGGGCAACGUCUGGCGCUUCCCCUACCUGUGCUACAAGAACGGCGGAGGUGUCUUUCUGAUCCCCUAUCUCCUCAUCGCCGUGAUGGGGGGGGUCCCCAUUUUCUUCCUGGAGACUUCGCUGGGACAGUUCAUGAAAGCUGGGAGCAUCAACGUCUGGAACAUCGCACCCCUGUUCAAAGGUCUGGGCUUCGCCUCCAUGGUAAUCGUGUUUUACUGCAACACCUACUACAUCAUGGUGCUGGCCUGGGGCUGCUACUACCUGGCCAGCUCCUUCGCGGACCCCCUGCCCUGGGCCACCUGCGGCCACCCCUGGAACUCGCCCGAGUGCACCGAGAGCUUCCGCCCGUCCUGCGCCCCCGGGAACCACAGCUGUGAGCCCGAGGGGCGCUCGCCCGUGCUGGAGUUCUGGGAGAACCGGGUGCUGCACCUGUCGAGGGGCCUAGAGGUGCCGGGGGCCAUCAACUGGGAGGUGACCCUCUGUCUGCUCGGGUGCUGGGUGCUCGUCUACUUCUGCGUCUGGAAGGGCGUCAAAUCCACCGGGAAGAUCGUCUAUUUCACUGCUACAUUCCCCUACGUGGUGCUGAUCGUCCUUCUGAUCCGGGGCGCCCUGCUCCCCGGUGCCGGCGCCGGGAUCCUGUAUUACCUGAAACCCGACUGGUCCAAGCUGGGAUCCCCUCAGGUCUGGAUCGACGCGGGGACUCAGAUCUUUUUCUCUUACGCCAUCGGUCUGGGCGCCCUGACAGCCCUGGGCAGCUACAACCGUUUCAACAACGACUGCUACAAAGAUGCCAUAAUCCUUGCCCUGAUCAACAGUGGGACGAGUUUCUUCGCUGGCUUCGUUGUAUUUUCCAUCCUGGGCUUCAUGGCGGCAGAGCAGGGGAUCGACAUCUCCAGGGUCGCAGAAUCCGGGCCUGGCCUGGCGUUCAUCGCGUAUCCCCGAGCCGUCACCUUGAUGCCCAUUGCUCCCCUCUGGGCAGCUCUGUUCUUCAUCAUGCUGCUGCUACUUGGACUGGACAGCCAGCUGGUGGCGCUCCCCCCCAGUUUGUGGGGGGUGGAGGGUUUCAUUACAGGGAUCCUGGACUUGCUCCCGGCCAGCUGCUCGUUCCGGUUCCAGCGGGAGGUGACGGUCGCCCUGAGCUGUGCCCUCUGCUUCUUCAUCGACCUCUCCAUGGUCACCGAGGGGGGCAUGUACGUCUUCCAGCUCUUCGAUUACUACUCGGCCAGCGGCACCACGCUGCUCUGGCAGGCGUUCUGGGAGUGUGUCGUGAUCGGCUGGGUGUACGGGGCUGAUCGGUUCAUGGACGACAUCGCCUGUAUGAUCGGCUACCGGCCCUUCCCCUGGAUGAAAUGGUGCUGGAUGGUCCUGACGCCCCUCAUCUGCCUGGGCAUUUUCCUCUUCAACGUGGCCUAUUACAAGCCGCUGAUCUACAACCACACGUACGUGUACCCCUGGUGGGGCGAGGCCAUCGGCUGGGGCUUCGCUCUCAGCUCCAUGCUCUGCCUGCCCCUCACCGCCCUCUACAAGCUCCUCCGCGCCAAGGGGACCCUGGCCGAGCGCUGGCACUGCCUCACCCAGCCUAUCUGGGGGCUGCACCACCUGGAGUACAAACUGCCCGAGCGGGACGGGGGGGCGCUGACGACGCUGAACCCCGGCACCGAGGACAUGGGGAAAGUUGUGAUCCUGGAGAGCGUCAUGUGACUGCGAGCACCCCCCCAACCCCCCUGGCACAUCUGCCACUCAAAUCAUACAGCCACUCUAUGCGGGGGCGGCAGGACCCCUGAACCAGCCCCCAGAACCCCGGAUGCCUGGGUUCUCUCUCUGGCUCUGGGAGGGGAGUGGGGUCUGGUGGUUAGAGCAGGGGGCCCAGGAGCCAGGAUGCCUGGGUUCUCUGGGAGGGGCACCCAGAAUGGUUCCCCUGUUCAGACCCACACACCCCAGAGCCAGCGUAACACCCCCCAGUAGGGGAACCCAGGCGUCCUACCCCCCCAUCCCGAGCCCUUGAACACAGAUUAUAUUUUUCACAUUUUCUA